Gordionus sp. m RMFG-2023 is the source of this 3125-nucleotide messenger RNA. RefSeq names its product paramyosin-like. Gene Ontology annotation, cellular component: myosin filament; myosin II complex; cytoplasm. The record is from RefSeq and is a predicted model, not a curated record. NCBI's taxonomy places the organism in Eukaryota, Metazoa, Nematomorpha, Gordioida, Chordodea, Parachordodidae. The transcript has 19 exons. Bases 232 to 3030 code for a protein of 932 amino acids. Gene Ontology annotation, molecular function: actin filament binding; microfilament motor activity.
UUUUUCCCUUUUAUUAUAAUUCAAAUCAUCCUUUAACUUUUAAGUUUUUUUUGUAAAUAAACCAUUAAUUAAAUAUUAAAAGAACUCUGAAUUAAUAUCUAUAUUUUUGCUCGGUGCUCGAUUAUCUAGAAAGUUCUAAAUCAAUUUGAACCUAAACUUAAAACCCCGAUUCAAGUAUAUAGUAUUCAAUUUUCUCUGGAUUUUUUUUUCUACUUGUAGUUUAAUUCAAAUAUGUCAGCUAUUAUCAAAAGAACAUUCAUGACUAAAGACAUAGGGCCUAGCUCUGGCUUAGAUGUUUGGUCUCCUGAAUUCAGUCGUCUACAAGACAAAAUUCGUUUAUUGGAAGAAGAUUUGGACGGUGAAAGGGAGCUCAGGGCCAGAAUUGACAGGGACAGAAAUGAUCUGGGAGUACAAUUGUUGGCUAUCAAUGAUAGAUUGGAGGAUGCCGACAAUAUAUCUCAACAACAGGCCGACGUGAAUAGGAAAAGAGAUCAAGAAAUAGCUAAAUUAAGAAAAUUACUGGAUGAUUUACAUUUAGAGCAAGAAGAUUAUGCGAAUUCAAUUAGGCAAAAGCACCAAUCCCAGAUAGCCGAACUUAAUGAGAUAAUUGAACAGCUGCAAAAAGCUAAAAAUAAGAUGGAUAAAGACCGACAAAAGCUUCACAUGGAACUCAUAGAUGCCACAUCUCAACUCGACGCAGUUACCAAGGACAAAUUGGCCGCUGACAGAACCAUUGACAAGCUUCAAUCCCAAGUCAACGAGUUUAGUUUGAGGAUUCAGGAACAAAUAAAACUUCUCAAUGAAGCUAAUAUAGUUCGGGAUAGAUUGAGUAAAGAAAACAACGAUUUACUACAGGAAUGCAAAGAUGCCAAUGCCGCGAAGGAACAAAUCAUUUUGCUUAAAAAUGAUAUCCAAAGAGCUUUGGAUGAUACGAGACGAUCUUUGGACGAAGAGCUAAGGAUCAAACAAACCCUCCAAACCAAUUUACGUAGUUUAGAGAACGAAGUUGAUCAUUUGAGAUUGCAAAUUGAGGAAGAAACCGAAUUGAAACUCGAAAUAGAGAGGCAAUUGGUUAAGGCCAAUAACGACGCGGCAGCCUUUAAGAGCAAAUACGAUCAGGAAGUCAUAUUACAUCACGAGGAAGUAGAGGAAUAUCGGCGUAGACUAGCUCAGAAAAUAGCCGAGUUCGAAGAACAGCUGUCUCAAUUGCAUUCCAGGUGCACAAAUCUAGAAAAAGCAAAGACUAGACUUCAAAGCGAAUUGGAUGUCACACUUAUUGAUUUGGAUAAAGCUAACCAAACAAUAUCCCUUUUGGAAAGCAAAGUUAUAAGUUUAGAGAAGGGACUCGCUGAAUACAAGAUCAAGAACGAAGCACUACUUAGAGAAUUGGAUGAAGCACAAAAGCUAUUAAGAUCGGCUCAGUCCGAAUUGGCCAAGGCGAGAACGGAAAAUGAAAAAUUAAACGAACGCAAUAACGCCCUCAUUAGGGAAAACAAAAAAUUGAACGAUGAUAUCGGUGAGCUCAAAGGAGCUCUAAGCGAUGCCAACCGUCGUAACCACGAACUCGAAGUAGCGUUGAAGCGAAUGGAAGACGAGCGAAAUGAGUAUGCCGCUCUAUACAAGGAUGCAGAGAACGGGCGACGCAUAGAAGAAGCUCGCGCGAACAAGGCUAUUUCCGAUCUGGCGGCCGCUAAGCAAGAGUUUGAACGCAGAUUACAAGAGAAGGAAGACGAACUUGAACAUACCAGGAAAGCCAUGCAAGCCGAAAUUGAUGCCUUGACAGCAAGGAUUGCCGAUGUAGAAGCUAAGAUGAGGGCCGAAAUCCAAAGAAUCCGAAAGAAACUCGGAGCGGAAAUUGCUGAGUUGGAAUUAUCCUUGGAUCACGCUAAUAAAACCAACAUCGAAAACAUGAAAACCAUUAAGAAGUUGCAACAACAACUAAUGGACGUGAAAUCGCAGUUCGAUGAUGCACAGAGGCAAUUGGCCAGCGCUUUGGAUCAACUUUCAGUUUUCCAGAGGAAGGCCGCCGCCCUACAAGGAGAACUUGAAGAAGUCAGAAAUGCCUUGGAUCAAGCUUUCAGAGCCAAAAAACAAGCUGAAGCAGAAGCGGAGGAAGCCACAUCUCGUGCUAACGAGUUGGCGAGCGUUAACGCUUCUCUCACAAACAUUAGAGCCAAGCUCGAGACUGAUCUGGCCGGAGUUUCAGCAGAACUGGAUGAUACCCAUAAAGAAUUGAAAAUAUACCAAGAGAGAGCGGCCAAAUCUGCCGCGGAUGCUCAGCGGUUUGAAGACGAAUUACGACACGAACAAGAACAAUCUAUGAAGAUUGAUACCCUCAGGAAGGCCGCUGAACAACAGGUGAAAGAAUUGCAAAUCAGAAUUCAAGAAGUAGAAGCUCAAGCUUUGAUCACUGCCAAACGUAUGGUGUCUAAAUUGGAAGCUAGGGUUAGGGACUUGGAAAUCGUGUUUGAAAGCGAAAAGAAAGCUCAUCAAGAAACACACAAGAACUUGAGGAAGAAGGAUAGACGCGUCAAAGAAUUGACCAUCAUGAUGGAGGAAGAACAUCAAAAAUCGAACAAUUUCAUAGACACUAUAAACCUGUUGAAUGAACGCCUCAAAAAAUACAAAGAACAAGUGGGAGAUAUAGAAACACUGGCCGUCCAACACUUAGCUAAAUCCAGAAGGUUCCAGAAAGAACUUGAAGAUCAAGAAGCGAGAGCUGAAAUGGCCGAAAAUAAUUUGGUCAGACUUAGAGCUAAAAAUAGAGGGAACGUUUUCAUUGGCCCAGCCACUGGUCCAAUCGUGAGUGGUCAAUUAAUACCCCAGGCUUUGCCUUAUGUUAGAGAUCCAUUUUAUUACGAGAAUGCAAUACUGCCACCUAGAAGGAGAAGAGGCAGUAUUAUGGAAAAUGUGGAUUUUAUUCCGAGCUCUAACAUACACCAUCAUCAUUUAUCCCACCAUCAUAACCAUAAUUCCCACGCUUUAUUGCCAUACGUGCAACCACGAAGAUAUUCUGUUAUCUCAUUUUAAAUUUGUAUGCUUCUAUUUUAAUCGACAAAAAAUGUGUCCACUCCUCACCCCUCUUCCCCUUAAAAAAAAUAUUAUUAUAAAUAUUUCUUUAAUAU